Molecule: messenger RNA, 1013 nt
Organism: Cajanus cajan (pigeon pea)
Lineage: Eukaryota; Viridiplantae; Streptophyta; Magnoliopsida; Fabales; Fabaceae
Source: RefSeq, a predicted model, not a curated record
UUCUAAGUAUGAAACUAUUUUUGUUUUGUUUUGUAGAAUGGACACAUUAAAAAAACAUCUUCCUGUUUCUGGUCCUGAUGGAUUGCAUGAACUUCGGAAGAUUGCUCAAAGGUUUGAAGACAAGAUUUUUACUGCUGCUAUAAGCCAGCCUGAUUAUCUUCGGAAAAUAUCUUUAAAGAUGCUCACAAUGGAAAAUAAAUCCCAAAAUACCUUGGGUAGCAAUAUGCCACCAAAUCAAGUUGGCCCUAGCAAUAAACCUCCUGAUCAAGUGUAUUCAGCUCUCCUGAACUUUGGGGCAUUUGAAAACUACUACCACGAUCUUUAAAGUUGUCUCAAUUAUUCCCUAAAUUUUUGUCAUUAAUCUUUUAGAUCUUUCCAUUUAACCUUUUAUUAAAUCCUUAACGGACGUGCCAUGUAGCAAAUUUGAAGUCCUCCAUUUCUAUGUAAUUGGUGCCUUUUUUAAUGUAUUUAAAUUCUACUUUUCUAACUUACAAAAUGCAAAGCUUGAUAGCAGGAAAUUUGUGACCAAUAUGCAAAGUUUAGCUUACAAAAAUUAAAAUCAAUUUGUUUGACUUGCUGGAGGAUCUCAUUGUCAAUGCUUCUGUACUUCACAGAGAGUAAAAUCCUCAUUUUGUUUCUAUAUCCUUACACCACGAAGCACAGUGCUCCAACUCAAUCAAACCUUAGAGUGACUGCAGCAUGUUGCAGCCAAUGCCACCUUGUGUCACUGAAGAAUGUACCAAAAAACAAUGUUAUCAAAUAACCGUUAUGACGCUGCCACAAAGGUAUAAUGUGGCGAUUUUGAUUUUGAAUCCCUCUGCCAUUCACUAUCCAUUAUUUCCUGUUAUAUGGCAGUGUCUGCCAUAUCCACCAUGGCCAUGGUUUUGUUGUGCUUAUGGUGGAACUUCUCGUCCUUUUUUUUAUUCUUUUCUCGUCUUCUCUUUUGUGAAUCUCCUAAGUUGCAACCAAACAACUUUGGUAAGCCUUCUUAGGCCACCACCCUUGCUGGUAAC